Messenger RNA from Vitrella brassicaformis, 313 nucleotides. NCBI's taxonomy places the organism in Eukaryota, Vitrellaceae. The record is from the annotation of a GenBank genome assembly.
CUAGAGGGAAGGAGAAAGAUAUGGGCACGGAGCAGCCGGGUCGGACGACUCCGGCAGCACAAAUCGGGGCUUUGCAACUGUGCGACUGACUGCGCGCUGGAUAGACACGGAGAAAAAUGGCAGCCAUGAGAAAAUGCUGCACACACGAUCACACAGACAGAGAGACAUGCAAUAGCACGUCGGGGACAUUAAACAGUUCGCCUGACCAGAAGAUGGCGACCAGGAACAAGGUCAGUACUCUGCGGCGCACAACGCCUUUCUCGUGCCUGGAGGAUAGCAUGGGCAGGUUGUUCCAUCUCAUCAUGACACACAU